AUGUACAGUGCAAACGAAAUGGAGGAGUUAAAAACCCGUAAUCGCCAUGGAAUAAGAGAACUAUUAAGAAUCGCUUAUAUAGUGGGCGUGAAUUUAACUACUCAAACGUCGUAUAAGAAACGUUUGCUACUUAUCAAUGUUUUACUGAUAAUUGCAAGUUCCAUUGGGUUGUAUCCUCACUGGAUAUUGAUACAGAAAGCAGAAGGCAAUAUACCACUCAUAGCAGAGACAGCUACCACCGCAUUACAAACAACAACAAUUAUUGUUAGAAUGGUUUACUACCUCUUUGCCCAGCAUAAAUUUCAAAACUUGCUUCAUAAAGCUGAAACACAUGAAAUUCUUCAGAGUUGUGAAAUAUUCAAGACAGAUAUGCCCGUUACAAUCCAGUUGAAGCAAGAAAUUAAUGCAAUUAUGAGUACAGCUUGGCAAGAAACCAGAUGGCAACUUUUAUUAUGCAUAUCCAGUACUUGUUGUAUACUUAGUAACUAUUUCUUCAGUGCACUCCUCAAAAAUUUAUAUCAUCAAAUAAUGGGAACACCGGACUAUGUUUAUAUUUUGCCCUUUACCGGUUAUCCCAUGUUUCCGGACAUGGGCGUUUUUUGCUAUGCAAUGGAUAUGUUUUUCGGCGCUUGCUGCCUCAUUGUUGCUGGUAUGGCUGGCGUGUCUCUUCAUUGUCCUUUUUUGAUACUUUGCAAGAAUGCUUGUGGACUUGUGCGAAGCUUGAGCAUGCUUUUGGAGAGAUCCACCGCCCCACUGGUGCCGAAACAUAGACGUGAUGAGUAUUUGCGUUAUUGUGUAAUUCAACACCAACGCACGCUUGAUUUCAUCAAUGACAUCAAUCAGCUCUUUAAACACAUCAGUCUCUCACAAUUUCUACAUAGCCUAGUUAUUUAUGGCCUCGUGCUUUACGAAAUGAAUUUUGGUUUGGAAUCGAAUAAAGUAAUAUUUGUUCGCAUGAUUAUGUACAUUUGCGCUGCUCUUACCGGAGAUUGCAUAUACUACAUAAAUGGCCAGCAGUUAGCUACAGAGCUCGAAACUAUUCCGGUUGCCUGUUACAGAUGCGAAUGGUAUAAUGAGUCAGAGGAGUUUAAGAAAACUUUGCAGAUGAUUAUUAUGCGUUCCAAUAAAAGUUUUUUCUUUGAAAUAUCCUGGUUCGGAAUAAUGUCCUUGACUACAUUGCUGAGUAUUUCAAGAGCGAGUUUUUCAUACUUUGUACUUCUUCAAGAUAUUGAAGAAAAAUGAGCGAACAAAGGAGCAUACGAG
Anastrepha obliqua is the source of this 1263-nucleotide messenger RNA. Its product is annotated as odorant receptor 63a-like. The transcript has 10 exons. The coding region runs from base 1 to 1242 and encodes 413 amino acids. Gene Ontology annotation, biological process: detection of chemical stimulus involved in sensory perception of smell; sensory perception of smell. Gene Ontology annotation, molecular function: odorant binding; olfactory receptor activity. The record is from RefSeq and is a predicted model, not a curated record. NCBI's taxonomy places the organism in Eukaryota, Metazoa, Arthropoda, Insecta, Diptera, Tephritidae. Gene Ontology annotation, cellular component: plasma membrane.